CUUUAUGUGAAGGAGAUUCUUUGUAACUUCCUGGACCCGUCAGUAUGGCUCACAGAAAGCUGGUUUCGUCUGCGUUGGCCAUGACAAGAAAACCGGAGCGUUAGAAACGUUUCUCCUUGAUCACAGAGACGGACCCGAGGUUUGUGACCACCCGUGUGACCUGAUCCAGGCUUGGAGCGGGGAUAAGCCAUGUCCCAGGGCCCCACCAUCCUGUGGAGCCCGAUGGUGAUCGUGGAGGCUUCGGGUGGAGCCCUGCCCCAGGUUUCCCAUUAUUCAAUGAAGCCUCCCAACCAGGAAGAGGGCUGUGUGUCCUUUGAGGAUGUGGCUGUGUACUUCUCCUGGGAGGAAUGGAAACUGCUUGACGACUCGCAAAGGCUCCUGUACCAGACUGUCAUGACAGACAUCUUCGAACUUGUGUCCUCGCUGAGACUUGAGCUUUCUGGGAUCAGUGACAUAACUCAGGUGGAGUCUUGUGGAGAUCUCUCCGUGCCUGCACUGAGAUUCACGACUCCAUGCUUGUGGACAGGUUGUUGGAUCAAAGUGGAGAGUGAAACCCCCCCCUUUGAGCAGAGUCUUUCUGUGGAAGGAGACCUUAAUUCAUCCAUGCUCCGACAUGCUGAGGCAGCCUUGCUAAGGGCAGACAAUGCGAUGGUCCUCCAGACUUCCUCGGGUCUCCUCGGGCAUCAGGUGACUUCCAGUGGUGGGGAGGCAUCCAGGAGCACUGUGAGUGGAGAGGCCAUUGCCACCGAGAAGAAAAACUGCAAAUGCACUUACUGUGGCAAAGUCUUUACUAGUAUAUCUCACCUUAACCGGCACUGGAAGAUACACACGGGAGAAAAGCCUUUCCAGUGCAGCGAGUGUGGGAAGUCCUUCAGCCAGAAAGCCUUUCUCAUUAAGCAUUUCAGAAUGCACACUGGGGAGAAGCCUUAUAGGUGCGGCGAGUGUGGCAAAGCCUUCAAGCACAACAUCUCCCUCGUUUCCCAUCAGGGACUUCACACGGGAGAAAUGCCUUUUAAGUGCGGCGAGUGUGGGAAAUCGUACAGGAGCAGGGAAGGCCUUAAAGUCCAUUACCGGUUCCACACGGGAGAAAUGCCCUUUGAGUGCAGCGAGUGUGGGAAAUCGUACAGAAGCCGGGAAGGCCUCCUGAACCAUUUCUACAGCCACACUGCAGAAAAGCCCUACGGCUGCAGUGAGUGCGGGGAGUAUUUCACCCAAAACUCUGACCUCAUUGAACACCUCACUGUCCAUGGCAAGCCCUUUAAGUGCAGUGAGUGCGGGAGGGUCUUCAAUUCAAGUUACAACUUCGUGAGACACAUGAAAGUUCACAUUGUAGCGAAGCAGUACGCCUGCAGGGAGUGUGACAAAGUGUAUUGCAGUAGCUCUAGCCUGUAUAAACACCGGAAGGUUCACGCUCGAUAAACGAAGGUCCAACAAGGGCAACCCAAAGUCGGAAGUCCCUUGGCCAUCUAAAUGCACACCUGACAUCCCAGUGGGACCAAAGGAGCGUUGACAAAAGAGCAGAUGUCAGCACCAUUCAUACACACCUCCAAUUCAUGAAAGGUUGGUCACUGGACUAGGGUAUGUCGUGAACCCGUGACCUCAGAAGUUAGGAGAGUGCCUCCCC
Messenger RNA from Mesocricetus auratus (golden hamster), 1624 nucleotides. RefSeq names its product zinc finger protein 773. Gene Ontology annotation, molecular function: RNA polymerase II cis-regulatory region sequence-specific DNA binding; DNA-binding transcription factor activity, RNA polymerase II-specific. The record is from RefSeq and is a predicted model, not a curated record. Lineage: Eukaryota; Metazoa; Chordata; Mammalia; Rodentia; Cricetidae. The transcript has 5 exons. Gene Ontology annotation, biological process: regulation of DNA-templated transcription. Bases 190 to 1419 code for a protein of 409 amino acids.